UUCAGUUUAUUUUCAUUGCAUAACCUAGGUAACCAUUUUCGAUUAGAUCAAUAACUUAAUCCUUUACACUAAUCUUAGCAAACAGUCUUAAAAAGAAUUGUUCAGCCAUCUAUCCUAUUACUAAAUAAACAAAUAUAAAUUUGCAAAAAAUGGAAGUUAUGGAAGAAGGAAAUCUUAUGGACCGAGUGCCUAUUUUAUUGCAAAGAGAUCUCCAAUACUAUCAGACUCAUCAAAGAGUUUUACAAGAACCCAUUUGUUUGGGUGUAGUUGGUGGUAAAUUAGAUUUUCCCCGCUAUGCGUCAUUCGCAGCCAUCAAGAUUAUACUCUGGUGGGAAGAUGAAUAUUUUGCUUCUUAUCGGAAGCAUUCUGGUCUACUGCAUACGGAGAAACAAUUGGCUGAAGCAGACAUUUCAGCAGUGAUAGUUAAAAAUUCCGAUCCGGAUAAAUUUGUUAUCUUAGUUACAAAAUCAGCAGAUUUAUUAUUGGAACAUCUACAUAUACUUUCGCAAGAGUCCUUAGAUCACGCCGACCUGUCGGUACUGACAGCUACUAUCGGAGCCGCCGCUCUAAUUAGAAAUUGCCUAAAUGUCUAUUUGCAAGCGGCCACAACUAAAAUCUAUCCACCUAAGGGAAAUGACAAGGGCGGCGCAUUAAAGAUCUCUCUUAAGCAAUAUUCGCAAAUGUCUGAAGCUUUGGCUGAACGUCUAUUGGAUUUACAUUGCCGGCUGUUACUCUUGUACAUUCUUCAAGAUGCCGAUGCGUUGCAUUGGGAAGAUAGAGAACCGUUUUUCGAAUCUGAACGUGGCUCGUACAUCAUACAAAUGUGGUGGUUAUAUAUAUAUGGCACUAAAGAUGAUCUCUGGAAUUCGGUACCUCCGAAGAUGGCCCAACGAAUUUUCAGUGGCAUGUUAAAUGAUACGUUGAGUGUAUUAACGGUACGUUAUUCGCAAAUUGUUACUAGUCAUGCCCGCGCUCAAUUGCAUUUAGUAGAUAUUUGCAAUCUAUUGUUUUGUGUCACUGAACUAUUGCCGCACGUAUGCGAAAGCGGAGAAGCUUAUAUAGGCUUACAGCUAACGAACCAAAGUGUCAUCAUACGCGAUAUACAUGCCAAGUGUCGUGAACUCUUUUACUGCCUUCUGUUACGUGGUGCACCACUCGGAGUGCUCUCAAAGGUUUUUCGCAAAGGACUCGAAAAUAUGGAAAUGUUUUCCUCGCGUCAUGGUUUACCCAGCGCUUGGAUUAUGUUUUCCUUGCCUCGACUAUUUUCGAAAGAUCAAUCACGUCAAUGGGUAACUGAAUUUUCGGAUUUGAAUUCUCAUACAGCCAUUUAUUUAGAAUUAAAAGUGCUACUAUCUUCCCCUGAGGCUGACUGGUCGUUUCUAGUAAAGGUUUUAUUAAUGCGUGGUGCUUACCUGAGUGGCCUUAUACUGCGGCAUUUGCUGAGAUAUUUACCGUCAUCAGAAAAUUUUAAAAAUGUAGCGCAAACAUCGUUUACAGAAAACCCUGAAAAACCUGAGAAAUGUAAAGGUUUCUUAUGUCGCGGUGAAUGUUUUAAUGUCUCAGAGCAUACAGCCAGCGACAUUGAUCCGGUGGGCCAAUCGAAUUAUCAAAUUGUUUUAUCUUUAACAUAUCUAAUUGUGGCCAUAGGUAGAGCCUUAGAUAUUAAAACUUGUUUAAUAAAGCCUUUAGAAGAGGCGGGAGAAACAGGUUGGAGUAAUUGUUUGGAUAAAAGACAAGUUUGGAACCAAAAGCGCCCUCCCUGGCUGGAAGCUAUUAUGCAUUUCGUUUACCCUGUGCUAGACUGUGUAGUGGAAAUGCUAAUCAAUGCUGUGGAAGCAGGUGCCACUAUGUAUCAGGCCAUGUCCUUGGCUUUGACUUGCAUUUCGGAAAUGUGGGAUUGUUUACCAGAUGGCCUUUAUAAAGUUACCUCACUUUUACAAGACGUAAUACCUGUUUCCACCAGGCCCUUAAGUGAUUCUGUACUUUUACAGGUUAUAUUUGCCGCCCUCUAUACUGAACUUGUUAAGAGAGCCGAGAAAUAUGAGAAAAAUUCAAAUGAUGUAAAAGCCGCCUUAUCAUAUACCAUAUCAGAGGCGAUAUGUUCAAUUGAUGAAGAUGAUAAACAUACCGAUCAAAUUGAAUUGUUCUUGAAACAAGCUAAAGAUAGCAUUAUCUUAGAGUCAUAUGCAGGUUCCGGUAGGGGUGCUACCGAUGGUGGUGGAUUAAGUGCAGUUAGUACCGUUAAAAUCGAUGAUAUCGGCACGGCAGACUCGGAACGAUUAAGUCAUAGCCCACCAGCGAAUUAUGCCAUGGAAUUAGAUGUAAGCAUAACUGAAUAUAUAGCAGAGGUCCUAAGUAGUGACAUUUUGACUACGGAUAUAGGCAGGCAAGCUUUGAAAGUAAGUUACACAUACUUAAAAAACAAUAAGGAUUGGUUGUUGCAACUAUUGAAAGGAAGCGAAUGGCCAAAGAAUCCAUUUCCGAGUGUGCAAGGACAAAAUAUUAUUGAAACCAAGAUGUCGCUGUUAAAGAAUAUGUUUUACAUCGAUGAUGCCCCAUUUGAUCAGCUUUUAACCGACUCUUUGAAAAUCGAUUAUGUGACAUGGCUGCAAACACCACUGUCGUUAAAUGUUGAACGGGCUUGGCUGCAAUUGUCGCGACGCCGCGAUUUUCAAGAGGAUGCCAAACUCACGAUGCCGGAAAUAGCAAUGGUGGCAAACAUAACUAAAAUUAUGAAAAAACGUAAAAAUUAUGCAAAAUAAGCAAAUCAAGUAAAGCAAACACGCUCUCACACAUACGCUCGCAUACACACGCACACAAAUCUAAAACGGCAAGAAAUUGAUUUUACUGAAUAUUAUAAGAGGAAAUAGAAAAUGAAAAGCACAUAAAAGUUAAUGCCGAAGAAUUUCAUUUACAAACACACCCGCAUUCCUGAAUGUGAAUGUGUUGAAGAAAAAAAGUAUAUAAAACAAUUUUAAAUAAAUCAUACGCAUCAUGGUCUAAUGGUGCAAGUCACUUAAAAUGAAUCGUACUAUUUGUUUUUAUUAAAACAUUAACACAACAUAAACAAUGAGAAAUUAC
Messenger RNA from Glossina fuscipes, 3081 nucleotides. RefSeq lists its product as uncharacterized. The coding region runs from base 150 to 2762 and encodes 870 amino acids. The record is from RefSeq and is a predicted model, not a curated record. The transcript is spliced from 11 exons. NCBI's taxonomy places the organism in Eukaryota, Metazoa, Arthropoda, Insecta, Diptera, Glossinidae.